AGUUCCGCGCAUGAACGUCACAUCUCGACGUCUCUUUUGGGAAAGUGGUGACAGAGGAAAGAACAGAGAACUGGACAAGUCUGAUUACCUGGCUCAUGAAGAGACCAAAACAGACGCAAAUACAAGGAACAGGGAAGCAGUCUGCACCCUGAGCAGGAUUAUGGGUUUAUUUUGCCCUCCUGUUUAAACAACAUCUGGCGCAUUUAAAAUCGGUUCCUGAGAUCCGUUUUGACACUGGAUUUUUUAAAUGAUGGAUAAGCAUCAGGACUUUAUUAUCCUAACUUUUUAUUAGACCACGUUUGGAUCUAUAAUAUCACUGUCUGUCAUUAUUGUCGGAAUACCAUUGUCCACUUUUGGAGUAUUUUUACGCACAGCCCUCUUGCGUUUGGAUGACUCUGCAAAUCAUUACUGCAAGCUUUCUGAAACGUGUUGGAACUUUUUGUGUGCUUUCAUACAUUUAGAGUUAGCACAUUAUCCUGUUGUCUGAUUUCUCAAGUGAAUCACCAGUAUCACAUCUCGCUUGCAAAGCAAGUCACAGCAACGCAGAUCGCUUAACGCCUUUCGCAGACUGACUGCGGGGCCUCCUAAACGGGGGUUGUUACCGUGUAUGCUCCUUCUUCAAUCUGUUUUGAAGAGUUUCUUAACUCUGGACGACAAUAUUAUCUACCAUCUGAAAUGCUUCCUCUGUCCCCCCUCUUGCUCCUCGUUUUCCCCGCUGUACUCUUUGUGGCCGCGCAAGGCGCCGGGGACCUCCAGGGUUUUACCUUCCCUGGUGGGAGCGCAGGAUUCGACCCAACAGAUCCCUGCAUGGUGGUGUAUCCACCAUGUAUGAGCGAGGCGGAUCGCUACAGCCUGGAGUCCCUGCGGAGCAUCCAUCAGAUGAUGGACGAUGACCAAGACGGAGGGAUUGAGGUGGAGGAGAGUGUGGAGUUCAUCAUUGAGGACAUGAAGCAGCAGCAGACCAACAAACACAGCCACCUGCACAGAGAAGACCAACACAUCACAAUUGAAGAGCUCUGGAGGGGCUGGAAGUCAUCUGAAGUACAUAAUUGGACUCAAGAUGACGUGCUUCGCUGGCUGAAGGAUUUUGUUGAGUUGCCCCAGUAUGCAAGGAACUUUAAGGACUUUAAGGUCAAUGGAAACACACUGCCCAGGAUUGCAGCCAAUGAGCCUUCAUUUCUGAGUGGCCAUCUGAGGGUUCAGGACCAGAGAGACAAACAGAAGCUUAACAUCAAAGCUCUUGAUGUUGUUCUGUUUGGACCGCCUACACGACCCCCUCACAACUACAUGAAGGACCUGCUGCUCAUUGUAUCAGUGGUGAUGGGAGUUGGAGGCUGCUGGUUUGCUGGGACCCAGAACAAAGCCAGUAAAUUCCAUAUAGCCAGGAUGAUUAAAGAUCUAGAAAGUCUGCAGAGGGCUGAACAGAGCCUCCUAGAUCUACAGGAACAACUGGAGCGAGCACAGGAAGAAAAACGUAAUGUGGCAGAGGCGAAACAGAACCUGGAGGAGAAGAUGAGGGAUGAGAUCAUGGGGGCGCAGGAAGAGGCUUACCGACUGCACGAGCUGAGGAAAGGAGCUGUCAGUGAGCUCAGCCGCCUCCGAUAUGCAGAGGAAGAGUUGGUGCAGGUCCGUGGAGCACUAAAGCAGGCGGAGAAGGACAUGCAUGCUAGCUCAACUGCCUCAGAGGCCCUCCAGCUGUGGUUGCAGAUGACACAUGAGGUAGAGGUCCAGUACUACAAUGUCAAGAGGCACAGAGCAGAACUACAGCUUGCUGUCGCAAAGGAAGAGGCAGAGAGGAUUAAGAAGAAGAGGAGUUCUGUGUUCGGGACUCUCCAGGUCGCCCACAGCUCUUCUCUAGACCAAGUUGACCAAAAGAUCCUGGGGGCAAAGAAUGCCUUGUCGGAUGUAACAGCCUGCUUACGGGAGCGCCUCCAUCGAUGGCAGCAGAUCGAACGCCUCUGUGGCUUUCCCAUCAUUAGGAAUUCUAGCCUAGCAAACCUCACUGCUCAGCUCUACUCAGACUCAAUUGCCCUGGGGUUUCCUAGAGUGCCCCAGCCAUCCUGGUCAUGUCACAGCUCCGUCCAUGGAUCUAUGGAUAAUCUGUUAGAAGAGUCUGCUUCUCCAAUCUUACCACACAGGCCUAUGCCAGUUCAAAUUCCACCACUGAAGCCCUCUCCUCGAACACAGGGAUCCGCAAAAUGUCGGUCACGUCGUCCUGGCACGAUCACUCAGUCAUCGGUUACCCUGAUCUCCACGGACCCUGACCUUCUAAUCCCCAUCCGAGCACCAUACCCUUGCGAGGAAGAGGGGCUCUUCCGGAAAACUCUAAAAAAACAAGAGUCCCAAGAGAUGUUCUCAGACACAGAAUAUAUGCCUUCACCUCCUCUCAGCAAAAGGUUCCCUAGACCUACUGUUGACGCUUCCCCUCAAAAGCUCUAUCAUGAUGAAACUGAGUUAUUUUCAGACAGCUUCACUGUAAAGUCUUUGACUAAAGAAGUAGAAGCUGUGGUUGAAUUCCCUGUUCGUAAAACUCAUAUAGAAGACCUUGAAGCUUGUGUAGAUGUUUCCUGCAGGAAGAUGGCAAAAGACAAAAUGUUGGAUAGUUCAUUGGAAAUCCCUUCUUUGAAAAUGUCCAAAGAAGAGCCUUUGAUAGAGGCUACAUCAAGGAAGAUAUCCAGAGACAGGAGUGAAGUUCCCAUGGAUGUUGCUGUUAGAAAGGUGCUUUCCAAUGAGUUGGAUGCAGAAUUCCAAGCGAGGAAAGUCGAAAGAGAUACAACUAAGGACUUGAUGGACACUUCUUCAAGGAAUGUAUACAGAGAAUUAAGUGAUUUACCUCUGGAUGUGAGAAAGAUUAUUUGGAAUGAAUUAGAUGCAACAACAGAUGUGGCACCUAGAAAGAUAUCAAGAGAUAGGAUAGGGGCUUCGAUGGACAGUGCAUCAAGAAAGAUGACACAAGAUGAUGUUGAGAGUCUAUUUGACUCAGUGUCCAGAAGGAUUACAAGAGAUUCAAUGGGAAUGUCCCUUGACACAAGUUCUAGAAAUCUUCCAUGGAAUAAAGAAGACUGCCAGCUUGAUACCUCUUUGAGGGCAUUAGCAAUGGACAACAUUAUUGAGGCCACUAGAACACCAUCAAGAAAAAUAUCUAGAGAUGAGCUGGAGUAUUGUACAGAUAUUGCUUCCUUAAAAAUGCUACCCAGAGAGAGAUUGGAAGCAUUUAUGGAUACCUCGUCCUCUACAGAGAAGCACGAGUUUGGUUUAGGACCUUCAAUAAGUAGGAGGAUACUGAGAGAUGAACUUGAGAUGUCUGCUGGUUCUCUCAGAAGGAGAAUACCAAGAAUGCUAAGAGAUGAUAUUGACACUUCUAUUGACACUCCCACAGGAAAAAUGUCCUGGGAUAGAGUUGAUGUUCCAAUGGAAAUACCCAAACAAUCAAUACUGAGGGAGGAAUUGGGAGCGUCCGGAUCAAGUUCAUCUCCAGGUCGAAUUGGACAGCCAGACCUUAUGGUCACCUCCCAGGCACCAUGUAGGUUGUCAUCAGAACUUUUCACUGGCCCGUUGAGCCAGUUUGUGUAUGAUGGAAUCCUUGAGAAGUCCUGUCACUCCGUGGCUACGACCCCAACCAGCCCAUCUGCCUCAACACCCAACCUGCCCCAGAGCCGGCUGUUGGCAGAUGUGGAGCCACCAUUGCCACCACCAAGGAUUGCUUUCCAAUCUCCUGCUUCGCCCCCUGAGAUUGGAGAUGAGAAGAACAAGCAUAAGGAAAAGAGCAAGAAAUCCAAAAAGCUCAAAAAUCUUUUUAAAAAGAAAACUGAGUCAACUUCAGAGAAGCCUCAAAGUGGCCUUCAAAAACUCUGACGAUGAGUUUAGAAUGUUUUCCUUUUUUUAAUUAUAAUUUUAUUGAACUAGAUAAUAAGAGUUUCAGAACGUCAUUGAUGAUAUCUGGUAUGGAAAGCUGAAGUUAUUAAGUCUUAUGUAGACAUAUGGUUAAUACCAUAUAUUAUUUAGAUGCAGAUCUUUUGAGGCUUAGCCUACGGUUGAAGGAUUAAAUAAUUGUUUUUAAUGACGCUAGUUUUCUUGUAUAACAGACACAAUGCUUGAAUUGAAUAUAAACCUCCAAUAAAGACAUUUACUACAGUAGAAAACAAAUGCAUUCUAUUCUGUAAGACAUUUUUUAUUUAUUUAUCGACCUUUCAAUCUCUUUUUCCUCCUGAUUCGAUUCGAGGAUAUUGAGUAUGAAACAGAGAUUGAUCUGACAUUUUUAUAAUUUUCUUUCACAUUGUACACAUUGAGAUACGCAACAUAAUUUAAAGGCCCCAAAAAUCUAUUUUGUCAAUAAGAUUCUUGCUAAAUAAAUGGGGUUUUGAUUAUCUCGCAUAACACAUUUCUAUUUUUUUCCUCCGUUUUCUUCUCAAUGGUUUGAAUUGGGUGGGGUCAGUAAAAACGUGAUGUAACAUAUUUCCAUGCACCAAUCAGGAUUUAGAAACAUAUAAAUCAGAAUCUGAUGACAGGUGCAGCGUUGUUUAAUUAUGAAAUUAUCAAACCAAACCUUCACAACAGAUAAGUUAAGUUUUUUAGGUUUAGACUCUUAAUUAAAAAUAUCUCAUGUUUUUCUGUUAAAUUUACAUUUUAUUGUUGCUUAUUUAGUCUUGACUAUUUAUUUUUACUCAGGAUUUACUUAGGAUUUGAAACCAAGUUUUCAGGGGCCUUAAAUACUGUAUGUUUGACAGCUGAAUAGGUCUGCACUUGGAAAAUAUAGCCUGCAGCAAAGAAUAAUUAAUUUUGUAACAAAAAAAGAAAUAAAUCUUUUAAUGCUUUCAUAUAAUAUUUUGUAUAGAUUGUCCAAUAAUGUUUUGUAUUUUUAUGGAAAAGGUUGCAUCUAUGGAUCUGCUGUAGCACAAAGCUUUGGACAGUGUUUAGACAGCCUCUUUGUUUCAUUUUUUAUUUAUUUCCAGAACAAUCAAAAGUUCAAAUGCACAUGCUGUCAUAAUUGAAACUGCUUUUUAUUUAUUUUCUGAGCUUGGAAAUAGGUCAACCUUAUCAA
Messenger RNA from Cottoperca gobio, 5041 nucleotides. RefSeq names its product stromal interaction molecule 2-like. Gene Ontology annotation, biological process: intracellular calcium ion homeostasis; store-operated calcium entry; activation of store-operated calcium channel activity. Gene Ontology annotation, cellular component: endoplasmic reticulum; plasma membrane. The record is from RefSeq and is a predicted model, not a curated record. Lineage: Eukaryota; Metazoa; Chordata; Actinopteri; Perciformes; Bovichtidae. Gene Ontology annotation, molecular function: calcium ion binding; protein binding; calcium channel regulator activity.